Molecule: messenger RNA, 555 nt
Organism: Trichoderma gamsii
Lineage: Eukaryota; Fungi; Ascomycota; Sordariomycetes; Hypocreales; Hypocreaceae
Product: cell wall protein PhiA
Exons: 2
Coding region: 1-555 (184 amino acids)
Source: RefSeq, a predicted model, not a curated record
AUGAUGUUAUUACAGACUAUAUCGACGCUCUCCCUCCUCGUUGCCUCAGCCAUUGCUGCACCGCAAAAAGCCCCUGCAACAUUCGACGUCAUGGCUCUUCGGUCUGCCAGCCCUAUCCACUUUGCGGAAGUCAGUGCCGCAAAGGGCGGUCUGUUUCUCAACCUGCCUCAUCCGAAUGCCACGUGCGAGGGCAAGUCCAGCGGCCACGCGACCUUUUACAUUGAAGGCGCGGAGCUGGUCUUGUACUCUUGCAAGGGGGAGAAGCAAAAGGUCUUUGUAGAUCGAUCUGGCAUGGGGCAGGGCGUCGUACGCUACAUUACAGGGGAGCAAGCCCUCCCACGAUAUGCCGAGCUGAAGGGCUGGGCCACCGAUAAGAACAAAAACUUGAAUUUCAAGGGUGAGGGCUUCGUGGCUUGCCCGCACAGCAUCGACGGCUCGUGGAGCCUCUGGCUGGAUCAGGGACUGGGCCAGCCCGGCGGCAACAAGGGUUGCUUGGGGUUUACGGCACGCGAGUUGGAGAAUAAAAAGCCGGUGGGCUGCAGGUAUACGCAAUAA